AAUCAAAUCAUAGUUCCCAGGGGUGACAGGAGUAGGGCUGCCCGGAACUUGCAGCCCCUACCUAUUCUCCUCAGAUAUACCUCUUCCCAUCUUAAACGAUGGCAUAGCUGAGGGCCUGAGGCAUUGAAGAGCCCUUUCUAAGGUCUCAGGAGUAAUCAAAGGAAAAAUGAAGGCAGAAGGGACCCGAAUCAGCAUUCUCAGCCCCUUGAGACACACUGGUAUCUAAGCUGUAAGUGGUGUGGGUUCCCUUGGGGACCACAGGGAACUUCUUCAUCCUGAUUGGAUUCUACAUUUAACCCUUGGGAGCAAGACCAAGAAACUGAGGCCCAGGAACAGGUGAAGAUGGGGUUUAUAUUCUCAAAAUCUAUGAAUGAAAACAUGAAAAACCAACAGGAGUUUAUGCUUAUGAAUGCUCGACUCCAGCUGGAAAGACAGCUAAUGAUGCAGAAUGAAAUGAGAGAAAGGCAGAUGGCUUUGCAGAUUGCUUGGUCUCGAGAAUUCCUCAAAUAUUUUGGAACUUUUUUUGGCAUUGCAGCCAUCUCUUUAACAGCUGGAGCAAUACGAAGGAAGAAGCCAGCCUUCCUCUUCCCUAUCAUUCCAUUAGGCUUUGUCCUCACCUACCAGUAUGACUUAGGAUAUGGAACCCUUCUCCAAAGAAUGAAAGGUGAAGCUGAGAACAUACUGGAAACAGAAAAGAGUAAGUUGCAGCUGCCGAAAGGAAUGAUCACUUUCGAAAGCCUUGAAAAAGCCAGAAGGGAACAGAGUAAAUUCUUCAUAGACAAAUGAAAUUAUGUUUACCCACCGAAUCUCAAAACACAUCAUUGUUGACUUGAAUCAUGGUUUUUACAAUUUUUAGAUGCUUGAGAUUUUGAUAUAAUGGAUUUUAUUUUAAAAUAUUAAAAUGCAAAAUGGGUUUUGUUAAAUGAUUUUAAAAUAAAAUUUAUAACAUUCAACACAAAAUUAUGGAGGUACUCUAAAUAACUUAUUUCCUAUAUAUGUGUGUAUUACAA
Messenger RNA from Prionailurus viverrinus (fishing cat), 1010 nucleotides. It is a transcript of the gene PLGRKT, whose product is annotated as plasminogen receptor with a C-terminal lysine. The coding region runs from base 343 to 786 and encodes 147 amino acids. Gene Ontology annotation, cellular component: plasma membrane. Gene Ontology annotation, biological process: positive regulation of plasminogen activation. The record is from RefSeq and is a predicted model, not a curated record. The transcript has 6 exons. NCBI's taxonomy places the organism in Eukaryota, Metazoa, Chordata, Mammalia, Carnivora, Felidae.